Messenger RNA from Penaeus indicus, 2376 nucleotides. Its product is annotated as heparan-alpha-glucosaminide N-acetyltransferase-like. The transcript has 14 exons. Bases 216 to 2135 code for a protein of 639 amino acids. The record is from RefSeq and is a predicted model, not a curated record. NCBI's taxonomy places the organism in Eukaryota, Metazoa, Arthropoda, Malacostraca, Decapoda, Penaeidae.
CUCUGUCACGCGAUUACAACCUGACGCAAAGAGAAAAUCCUCCUUAUCUUCAUUAUCAAUAACUCCACCUACGCCGAUUGACAUUAUAAUCCCUUAUCGCCAGACUGAACAUUAGAAGCUGUAAAGAUUAAUUGCCACAGCAUAAGUGCGAAUAAAUGAGAAUAAUUAUGGAAGGAGAGGAAAUAUAACGCCGUGGGGGAGGAGGGAGGGAGCUCAUGCUAAGCUCUCUUUUGGAGGAUUGGCUGGACUUGUUGCGGUAUAUUGGUGCCGAUGAGGAACUAACCCACGCCUUCAGAACGACUGUCAUGGCCCUGCUUGCCCCUUCCACACCCAGCUGCGGCUCGGGGGACCAACUCGCACACCUCCAGCUCGACGAGGCUUGUUUAACAGUGGUGAAUUCGGACCCCAAGACACAGUUAGAGCUUUGGGCACAGUCAGAAGAAUGCUACACGUGUCCACCAUGGAAAUACCUUACUCUCAAUGCCAGCAGCACACAAGAUCUGGUUGUAAACAGCACAUACCCAACACAGCUUUAUAUUCGAACAGCAGAUGGGACAGAUGUGCACAGUGCUACGUAUCAUUUUGGAGAAUAUGGGGGCUAUAAGCUUGGAUUUAGUACAAAAACUAUUACCAGUAUUAAGGUUCUAUCUCUGCCACAUAAUGAAUAUCUUCCACUGCUCAUUGCUGCCAUCUUCUUUGCGAUGCUAGUCUUCAUCUGGCAGUGUGGAAAGAUGCUGAUGAGGCGAAUGGACUCUUCCACAUAUUCAGUUGAGGUUUCCAGAGGGACAGGCGAGCGCACUCCCCUCCUCUCUCCGCGACAGGAAUCUCCAGUGGGGUCUUCGGCAUCUUACUCCCUGUCUCCGCCCACAAACCCCCAACCGUCAACCUCAUCUGCACUCUCCGAUGCCUCUCAUGUCCUGUCAUCGGCCUCUGCUGUUGUCCCGGACUCCCGUAGGGCUGGAGGCCGUUUGCUGUCGUUGGACACAUUUAGAGGACUGGCAAUUGUGGUUAUGAUAUUUGUGAAUUAUGGUGGAGGAAAAUACUAUUUCUUCAAACAUGCCCGUUGGAAUGGCCUUACUGUUGCAGAUUUGGUCUUCCCAUGGUUCCUUUGGAUUAUGGGGGUCUGUCUUGUCUUCUCCGUGCGUUCACAGCUGAGACGCGCUACCAAGAGACACGUUAUGGUGAUGAGGAUUCUUAAAAGAUGCGUCAUUCUCUUUGCUCUCGGCAUUGUUGUCAACAGUGAGGGUCACAACUACUUGCCGACUUUCCGUAUUCUUGGUGUGCUCCAGCGCUUUGCUAUAUGCUACUUUAUUAAUGCUGUUAUGGAGGUGUAUUUAAUGGAACCUCAGGAAUCACCACAGUACGUUUGGUACUGGCCGGUGAGGGACUUGGUCAGGUCUUGGCUACAGUGGCUUUUAACAGUUAUUCUUGUAGCAGUUCAUAUAGCCAUCACCUUUAGCUUGAAAGUUCCUGGAUGUCCCACUGGCUAUCUGGGUCCUGGAGGUUUGCAUGAAGGAGGAAAAUAUGCAAAUUGUACAGGUGGUGCUGCAGGGUACAUUGACAGGAUGGUGCUUGGAACUUCUCACGUUUACCCCAGACCUACUUGCCAAGUGAUAUAUAAUGGUGACACCCCAUAUGAUCCGGAGGGCAUUCUGGGGGCACUGACUUCAGUAUUAAUUGUUCAGUUUGGCGUUGCAGCUGGCCGCAUCAUUGCAACUUAUCAGGACCAUAAUUCUCGCAUUAAGAGGUGGAUUAUUUGGGGCGUUGUAACUGGACUUUUAGCUGGAUGCUUCUGCGGCUGGAGGAAAGAAGGAGGCCUCAUCCCAGUGAAUAAGAAUCUUUGGUCUUUGUCGUAUGUCUUAACCACCGCCUGCUUUGCCUUCUUCCUUUUCUCGGUCUUUUACGUGGUGAUAGACAAAUGGCAGUGGUGGAGUGGAAAUCCUCUCAGAUAUGCUGGAAUGAACUCGAUCGUCCUUUACGUCGGGCAUGAGAUCUGUGGCUCACUCCUCCCCUUCUCGUGGCAACCAGUCGGCCAGUACCACGUUUAUCAUCUUAUCAUGAACCUUUGGGGUGCGAGUCUUUGGGUGUUUAUUGCUUAUUUCCUUCAUCUGAAGAAGAUUUAUGUAUCAGUGUAAAGUGAACUGGAGAAGGUGCUUGAAAAUUGCUGCUGUUGUUACUAAGGUUAUCUGUCAGUAUAGAGUAUACUGAAGGUUGAAAGUUACUACUGAAGGCUUAUCUAUCAGUAUAGAAUAUGCUGGAGAGAGUGGUUGAAAGUUACUGCUAUUGUUACCAUGUCUACUUCUUUUUUAAGCCUGAUUAGUUUUUGAUUAUGUAUUGGCCAUAGUUUAUUUAUGUGAAUCUAUAUAUAAGCAUAAU